This is a messenger RNA of Oncorhynchus nerka (sockeye salmon), 4481 nucleotides long. RefSeq lists its product as uncharacterized. The transcript is spliced from 3 exons. The coding region runs from base 1 to 1041 and encodes 346 amino acids. NCBI's taxonomy places the organism in Eukaryota, Metazoa, Chordata, Actinopteri, Salmoniformes, Salmonidae. The record is from RefSeq and is a predicted model, not a curated record.
AUGGAGGCCAUCCUCUCCCCCUUCGAGCAUCAGGUCCUCUGCCACCUCCCCCGAGCAGGUGUGCUGGGCAAGCGGGGGCGCAUCCAGCCCCUCAUCCUGCCCCCGCACUGCGAGUCCUGCCUGGAGCUGCUCCUUCAGACCUCCUCCAACGUGGGCGUCGACCCCCACAGCCCCUACGUCUUCUCCCGGCCCUUCCAUUCGCCCGCCACGCCGCUCCGGGGCACCGACCUACUGCGCAACCUGGCGCGGGCCAGCGGCGCCAAGAACCCCCGGGCGUUGACCCAGACACGGGCGCGCCAGCAGGUAGCCAUUCUCACCCAGCUACUGCUCCUGGAGGAAGGCGAGGGGCAGGGCCAGCCGGGCGGGGCUGCCGCCAAGCGCCUGGAAGACUUCCUGCAGAGGGAGUACCACGUGACCCAGAGCUGCGCCACGAUAGGCCGAGACCCGGCGCUGAUGGGCCGUGUGGGCAGGGUGGUGAUCUAUGGGGAAAAGGAGGGGGUCCUCUUCAGAGGGAUGAGUCUGCAGCACAUCUGUCUGGAGCUGGAUGUGAUGUCAGGAAACUCUGCGGACUCCUUCUCAGACAGCUCGGACGUGGAGGCAGAGAAGGUUAAGGAGAAGGUUAAGGAGAAGGUUAAAGAGAAGGUUAAGGAGAAGGUGGAGGAGAAGGAGAAGGUGGGGGAGGUGAAGAAGCAACCAGGUCAACCCCCCAGCAAGAAUAAAGCCCCCGCUCCCUCCUCGGUCAACCCCUCGCUCCCUGGUGCCCACAAGAGGAGGAUCAUUCAGCCCAAGUCCGGGAAGCGUGGGGUGCUGAAACGGCCCUGGUCGGAGGCGGAGCGCAUCGCCGUGGAGACGCACCUGAAGAGGAACAUCAUGGAGCAGCGCGUGCCAGCCAAGGCGGACUGCGAGCGCUGCCUGCAGCUCUGUCCCCUGCUGGUCAGCAACCAGCGUGACUGGAGAGCCAUCAAGUUCUACUGCCACAACCGCAUCCAGCUACUGAAGAAGCAAGGCAGGAGGGAGAGGGCAGGGAACUCUGUUAGAUAGAGAUGGGAGAGAGCGAGAGAACUGACUUCAACCAUCUGGAGUGACCCUAUUCUAGUCCUGGAGAAGUGCAGUCUGUUUGUUUUUCGUCCGAAUUUACCUGACCUCUGACCUGACCUUAGAGGUCGUUCCUGGGACUAGGUGUGCACUAUCAGUCCUAGCCCUGUAGUCCAGUAAUGCAGUGUUGUCUUCAUCAAGAGUCAAGGAGAGAAUUAACUGGGAUUAGUUGAAAUGUCUCCUCUGACCAGGGGACAUAUCCACAUAGUGUCUCAAAAGGGGUCUAGGAAUCCUGUUAAAACCGGGUUUUUAAGACAACAAAAAAAAGCCUCCCAGCUCACAGUAGGUAUUAGCUUGUUAAGACACUGACCAGACAAACUCUGAACCAGGAGUAAAAUCAACUCCUAAAAAGGUUCAUCUCAGCUGGUCGUCACGACAGUUUGAGGUACCGCAAAGGAAAGAUGGUGAUGACACUCAUCGUUGUAAAUUAUUGGAAAUAACCAAUCACGAAGAGGCAUGGGCAGCUGUGAACUGUAUAGCACGUUUUCAGACACCCAGAUGAAUGUGACUUUACAUCAAAUGUUGCAAUGGUAAAGCACUUGAUAUAAUUUGUCUGACACGAUCACUUUGCCUAACUCCUAAUUAUUGCCUAAUAUGUUGGCAUGCAUAACCUUCUUUUUUAAACUUUUUUUUUUUAACCAAUUCUGAUGUUUUUUUCAAAAGCGUACGUUUUAUAAAAUGGUCGCUAACACUCUGAACUCCUGGAUGAUUACUCUAAAUGUAUUUUGUACGGUACUGUAGGCAUUACGUCUCUUACUGAUAAUGUUGCAUUAAAACCUAUCAUUUUCAACACCCAAUCAAAGUUAACAUAGGCCCUAAAUACCUUCAGUGGCCCAAUAUUACUUAGGCAUAUUAUUUAACAGUGUUGCAGGCCUUUUUUUUAAUUUAUUUUUUUAAUGAUCAAGACACCUGCUGGUAACUCUUAACUGGUGAGGUCAGAUCAUGAGGUCUCUUAAAUAUCUGUCAACUAGUUUAGGUUUAAUGCCUAGCUUUUAUUUUUAACCUGUAGGAGUAAAAUGUUUCUAUUCUCAGCACUUACGACACAUUUUCUACUCCUGAGACGCUUUGUGGAUACGGGCCCUGGAUUACGAAACAACAGUCCUAGAAGUUCCUGGAGAAUCCCGAGUUUAAAACUCUUUUAUUUCAAUCUGUUGGGACAGGAUACAGGGAAAUGACUGAGAAAAAGUGAGGGAGUUCAGAGGAAUGGACCUCCACUGAAAGCUGAAGACCAAAUGUGAAUAUUACGUUGUCUUUACAAAGAUGUAGUAAGAAACACAUGGAUUAAACCAAUAUGACCCCCCCCCCCCCCCCCCUAGAAUGAGCAUACAUGUCAUAUGGGAGGAGCUGUUUGAUACAUGUCAUAUGGGAGGAGCUGUUUGAUACAUGUCAGAUGGGAGGAGCUGUCAGAUGGGAGGAGCUGUUUGAUACGUGUCAUAUGGGAGGAGCUGUUUGAUACAUGUCAUAUGGGAGGAGCUGUUUGAUGGGAGGAGCUGUUUGAUACAUGUCAUAUGGGAGGAGCUGUUUGAUGGGAGGAGCUGUUUGAUUCAUGUCAUAUGGGAGGAGCUGUUUGAUGGGAGGAGCUGUUUGAUACAUGUCAUAUGGGAGGAGCUGUCAUGGGAUGGGAGGAGCUGUUUGAUACAUGUCAUAUGGGAGGAACUGUUUGAUGGGAGGAGCUGUUUGAUUCAUGUCAGAUGGGAGGAGCUGUUUGAUUCAUGUCAUAUGGGAGGAGCUGUUUGAUUCAUGUCAUAUGGGAGGAGCUGUUUGAUUCAUGUCAUAUGGGAGGAGCUGUUUGAUUCAUGUCAUAUGGGAGGAGCUGUUUGAUUCAUGUCAUAUGGGAGGAGCUGUUUGAUACAUGUCAUAUGGGAGGAGCUGUCAGGUGGGAGGAGCUGUUUGAUACAUGUCAUAUGGGAGGAGCUGUUUGAUUCAUGUCAUAUGGGAGGAGCUGUUUGAUUCAUGUCAUAUGGGAGGAGCUGUCAUAUGGGAGGAGCUGUUUGAUUCAUGUCAUAUGGGAGGAGCUGUUUGAUUCAUGUCAUAUGGGAGGAGCUGUUUGAUACGUGUCAUAUGGGAGGAGCUGUUUGAUACGUGUCAUAUGGGAGGAGCUGUUUGAUACAUGUCAUAUGGGAGGAGCUGUUUGAUUCAUGUCAUAUGGGAGGAGCUGUUUGAUACGUGUCAUAUGGGAGGAGCUGUUUGAUUCGUGUCAUAUGGGAGGAGCUGUUUGAUUCGUGUCAUAUGGGAGGAGCUGUUUGAUACGUGUCAUAUGGGAGGAGCUGUUUGAUUCGUGUCAUAUGGGAGGAGCUGUUUGAUACGUGUCAUAUGGGAGGAGCUGUUUGAUUCAUGUCAUAUGGGAGGAGCUGUUUGAUACAUGUCAUAUGGGAGGAGCUGUCAGAUGGGAGGAGCUGUUUGAUACAUGUCAUAUGGGAGGAGCUGUCAGAUGGGAGGAGCUGUUUGAUACAUGUCAUAUGGGAGGAGCUGUUUGAUUCAUGUCAUAUGGGAGGAGCUGUUUGAUACGUGUCAUAUGGGAGGAGCUGUUUGAUUCAUGUCAUAUGGGAGGAGCUGUUUGAUACAUGUCAUAUGGGAGGAGCUGUUUGAUACAUGUCAGAUGGGAGGAGCUGUUUGAUUCAUGUCAUAUGGGAGGAGCUGUUUGAUUCAUGUCAUAUGGGAGGAGCUGUCAUAUGGGAGGAGCUGUUUGAUUCAUGUCAGAUGGGAGGAGCUGUUUGAUACGUGUCAUAUGGGAGGAGCUGUUUGAUACAUGUCAUAUGGGAGGAGCUGUUUGAUUCAUGUCAUAUGGAAGGAGCUGUUUGAUACAUGUCAUAUGGGAGGUGCUGUUUGAUACGUGUCAUAUGGGAGGAGCUGUUUGAUGGGAGGAGCUGUCAUAUGGGAGGAGCUAUGGAUAACUGACUGGCAUGAACUCUAACCAUUACUAUCACGGCCAGCUGUGUUUCUAACAGUGUCGAUCAAAGUAUUGGACCAUGAUGCACCAGUGAACUUGUUCACGCAUAACUCUGUACCACGGUUUCAGUUAAACGGAUAUGAAACAAGGCACGCAUACUUUAAAUUGUUUAUCAUAUCUGUUUUUUUUAGUUUUUUAAAAAUAUAUUUUGUAGUCAUUUUACUCGACAAUAUAAUAUGGUCUUGUUAGUAACAAAUGUAAAUACGUGUUAAUCAAGAAUGAAAUUUGAUGUAGUCGUGGUUAUAAAGUUGGUCGUAUUGUGCUAAGGUGUACAUAUUGUAAAUACCACAUUUUGAAGUGUUUUCUGAACCACAAAUUGUAUCGUGAUAUUUUGCACUAUGGUAACAGAAAAGGUUAUCUGCAGUACUGCAAAAACAAAAUAAACAAAAAAAUCUGAAUAGUCUCGUGACAAUGAACAUGUUGUCAGAACAAUGUU